AUGGCUUGUCAGAGGCGGGUACCACGCACCAGGUCCCAGCUGCCCACCUGUUAUUAUGAGGGGUUUCUGGAGAAGCGGUCAUUUAAAGACAAAAUCGGUCGAAACCUAUGGACGUCGUUGUGUGGAAACACCCUCUUCUUCUACAACAACAACAAGGACAGUGACUAUGUGGAAAAGCAGGACCUGUCACAGUUCGUCUCUGUGAAUGAUGACACGGGGUAUGAUCGCAAUCUAGAUGCGGCCAAAUUUCAUCUGCGUUUAUUAAAUGAUGAUCUCUACCUCACGGCUCCGAGUCUGGAAGCACGAGAGCUAUGGAAGGGCUACAUCCAUUCUGUUGUCAAGCUGGCAGUGCCCUCCACCUUCAACCUGCUGCCUGGUCAGAAACGUAUACUAAGCGAAGUUGUAGAAAAAGAGAAAGAAAGAUUGAAGGAAACCGCGGAGAAAAAGAAACCUGCCACCAAAACUGUGGCCACGCCUGCUUGUAACAUCUACGAAACCAUCCUGUCUGAAAUGCCAGGGUGUUACCAUCUGUUGUCUCGUGGUGAUGCUGAGAUCCUUCUAGAAAUGAAUCAAGAGAAAGGAAACCUGCUGCUCAGACCAAGCCAAGACGGCAACUGUUUCGCUGUUACAACUCGUCUAGAACUCAACGGACCAGUUUUCAAACAUUACAAAGUGACUCGGACCUGCGACGGAGGAUUCGCGAUUGCUGUUGAAAGUCCGAUCGCCUGUAACACCCUGGACGAUGUGAUAAACUGUCUGGUGGAGAAAACCGGCGGAGUCCUGAGGCCGCUGGAUCUGGAUCACACGUACGAAGAGGCCAUCGUGUACGUGCAGUCCAAUGAAGAGAGCGGCGAGAAGAGUCUGCAGUGUGCACCCAACAACGCUACACCCCCUAAAGUGCCACCCAAACCAGGGUACAAGCAAUCCAAUGACGAGAGCGGCGAGAAGAGCCUGCAGUAUUCACCCAGCAACCCUACACCCCCUAAAGUGCCACCCAAACCAGCUCAGAAAAAGAAAGACUCAGACUGGGAGGAAAACUUCUACCUGAACUCGGAUGAGGAGGAAUCUUUUGAUGAAGACCCAUUCCUAACACCACCUGUACAACCUCGACGUCCAGGGCGACCUUUGAUCCAUCAGAUCUCUUCACCAGAACUACCGCUUGGACCCGGAGGGGCUCUGCUUCCACCACAUCUACGCCGUCACAGUACGACAGUGGCGCCCGAAACGAAGCCGAAACCUCGCUUUCCAAUACCACUCCAGGAUAACCUAUCUCAGUGUUUAAAUAAAGAGCUAAAAGAGAAGAUGCAGAAGAGAGCUGUUUCAGAGUGACCGCAACUCUGCUCAUCUGGACAGAAAUGAAGGACUGAUGGGAAAAAUGAAGGAGCCUCUCAGUGGGAAUUCGUAAACUUGAGCCAACCAACAAGACUCAAACGUCUGUGCAAUAUGUAAAAAUAUUCCUAAUUCUUAACAUAAUAAGUGUGUGUGUUUAUGUGUGAGUGUGUGUGUGUGUGUGUGCCAGAUUUUUUACUGUGUAUUUUAGGGAUGUAACGAUGCACCACGAGACCUCGAAUUCCACGAUUCAAAUCGAUUUGACGAGUAAGAUAAAUCGAUAUUCACUUUAAACCGCAGAGGGCGCUGGCGCUAUUUACCUCGCCUGGUUGACGUCACUGGCGCCAUAUGCCUGGUUGCCAGAUUUGGGGUUUUUCAGCCAAAUUGGGCUUAAUUUUAAAUUGUUUUGCAUAGUUUGUACCUACCUCAGAAAUAAAAGAGCAUAAAUUAUUUAGAUAAAUAAAAGAUAAGCACAAAUACAGUAUUUUAUUUUAUUUUUUAAGAGAAAUAAUAAAAGGAAACUAAUUUGUUUUUAAUUUCGGUUUAAAAAAUCUGAACCCAGUAUCGUGAAUCGUAUUGCAUCGUGGGUAUAUGUGAGUGUAUCGUUACAUCCCCAGUGUAUUCCAAUCUGCCUGUAAUGUGAACGAACUCUUGUGUGAAGGAAAACAGGUUUUUAUACCCUUCAGUGUGUCUUGGUGUGUGUGUGUGUGUGUGUGUGUUUGUGUGUGUGUGUGUGUGUGUGUGUGUGUGUGUCUGAGGUAUCAAAUAUUAUUAUUAUUUGUUUUUGCUUUAUUUUGUGCUACUUUCAUUGCCUGAA
Molecule: messenger RNA, 2146 nt
Organism: Trichomycterus rosablanca
Lineage: Eukaryota; Metazoa; Chordata; Actinopteri; Siluriformes; Trichomycteridae
Gene: stap2b
Product: signal transducing adaptor family member 2b
Exons: 15
Coding region: 1-1329 (442 amino acids)
Molecular function (GO): signaling adaptor activity
Source: RefSeq, a predicted model, not a curated record